Aspergillus ruber CBS 135680 is the source of this 2002-nucleotide messenger RNA. Its product is annotated as C2H2-type zinc finger protein. Gene Ontology annotation, biological process: regulation of transcription by RNA polymerase II. Bases 150 to 1913 code for a protein of 587 amino acids. Gene Ontology annotation, cellular component: nucleus. Gene Ontology annotation, molecular function: RNA polymerase II cis-regulatory region sequence-specific DNA binding; DNA-binding transcription factor activity, RNA polymerase II-specific. The record is from RefSeq and is a predicted model, not a curated record. The transcript has 6 exons. NCBI's taxonomy places the organism in Eukaryota, Fungi, Ascomycota, Eurotiomycetes, Eurotiales, Aspergillaceae.
AGAUUUUUAACGGUCUUUUCACCGAGGACUCUCCGUCUGCAAGAUCUCCGUUGAUCUUAAUCCCCAGCGAGGCACAAGAGAUUUGCUGGUGUGUGUCCUUCUUUCCUUUGGACUAGCACUGGAAGGUACUGCAAGAAACAAAUCGCGCAAUGGCUCAAAACAAGGACGACUACUGCCUCGAGUGCCAUUGGGAGGGAUUCCGCCUCGACGGCAAAGAGUCUAACGACACAUCGGACCCCAAGGAGAAAGAGCCGUCUGACCCUGUCUGCCCCGGAGAGGAACACCACACCUUGUCCCGGUGCGAGGCGGAUGCGGAUGUGGACGAGACAUGCUGCGAGGCGGAUGACUGUGCCGAUAACUGUUCCAUCACUUGUCCGUCAGUAUGCGAUGGUUUCGUCGAUUGUGAUCAGUCCGAUGCGUGUUCCGUAUCACAUUGCGACGAUAACUGCGAGAGUGACGAGCCCGUGUGUUUUGAAGACCAUUGCUUCAAUGGAACCGAGAACGAUGCCGACCGUGGCUUGGAAUCGUUCUUAGGGCUGGGAGCCCCCUUGAAUCUGGAGACGAGUGAUCUUCUCUCUUCGACUCUUGGACACAGUCAGCUUGAGCAGCCUAAGACCACAGUCCCUUCCGCUUCGGCUAACUUAGACACCCCUUCUCACCACCCUAAUCCUACCGAUCCUUCCUCCUUCUUUCCCCCAUACUCAUCGACACCAGUGGCUCAUUGCCACCCGCACGUCCCGAAUCACUUCGAUAACUGUCAAUUUCAUCACUCGGUACAUCCUCCGUAUGCUGUACAGAAUGGAGUUAACCCGGCGGAUGUUUUCCACAUGCUGGGCAUGUGCCCGGACCUGUCGAGUUGCCCAAUCCCAGAAGAGCAACACUGUCAACACAAUUACCACCUGAACGAUACAUCGGCCUUCUUUUCAUGCUUUCACACCGACAACAACCAUCUCAACCAUACUAUUCAUGAUAAUAAUGCCAAUGCCAACACCGCCAAUAAUGAUAACAAUUGUCACCGCCACCACCGCCACCAGCCAAAAUCGGUCAAUGCAGGCGAUCAUGCCCCAGCCAAAGGACCCUGUCGUUCUCAUCAUCGCUGUCGCGCCCAUGCUCACGGCCACGCACACCCAUACUCUCCCUACUCACGACAGCCCCGAUCGAGCAUCAGCUCCCAUUUGAUCUCCAGUCCUGGCGAGACCCCUCCGCCACUAGAUGGCGGCGCCUCAUCCGUGAUCACCAGCCCGGACUUCUCUCCUGUGGACCGGGAGGUGAAUGUCUGCAAAUGGACAACCACCCUUCACGGUGUUAAACAUCCUUGCGGUGCUACUUUCGCAGACGCAGGUGCUCUCCAGAAGCAUCUCAUCUCCAGCCACAUGUCCACCGUGGAUGGAGCUAAGGGUAAUGGGUACUAUUGUUGCUGGGAAGGAUGCCACCGACCGCACGAGCCAUUUUCGCAAAAGUCGAAACUUCAGGGACACUUUUUGACACAUAGCAAUUAUAAAAACUUCAAAUGCAUCGUCUGCGGCAAGGUAUUCGCCCGACAAGCCACUCUGGACCGACACGAACGAAGCCACCGAGGCGAGAAACCGUACAAGUGUACAGAUUGUGGAAAGACAUUUACCGAUAGCAGCGAACUGAAAACCCACUCGCGGACACAUACGGGCGAAAAGCCAUUCAGGUGCACCUAUCCUGGAUGUAACUUCCAGACUGGCGAUUCUUCGAACAUGUCAAGCCACCGUCUCACACACGGCGAACGACGGCACAAAUGUCACUUCCUUGGGUGUACUAAGAGCUUUACACGACCUGAUCAACUGAAGCGACACAUAAAAUCGACGCACAAAGAAGAAAUGCCAUCUUUUUCCACAUCACCCGAGACUGAAGAGUUCGCGCUUUCGUACGGGAUAAUCGCUUAGUUGGUAUACGAUGCACACUAAUGAGGGUUCGGCGUUCCGGCUUCUAAAAUCUGCAACCUGGUCCAUGAUUAUGAUACUUAUUGAAUAUC